Molecule: messenger RNA, 1426 nt
Organism: Humulus lupulus (European hop)
Lineage: Eukaryota; Viridiplantae; Streptophyta; Magnoliopsida; Rosales; Cannabaceae
Product: cystinosin homolog
Exons: 8
Coding region: 128-952 (274 amino acids)
Biological process (GO): L-cystine transport
Cellular component (GO): vacuolar membrane
Molecular function (GO): L-cystine transmembrane transporter activity
Source: RefSeq, a predicted model, not a curated record
UUUAGAAGAAAAAAAACAAACGAUAUUUAAGGCAGCUCGUCAGGAUAUUUUUGAUAAGUUGUCUCACUCCAUAUCCGGAAUAAGGAGAAAAGAGAAAGAGAGAAAGAGAGAAAGAGGUGCAGUAAUAAUGGCUUCCUGGAAUACGAUUCCGAUGGAGAUCACAUACGAAGCUCUGGGUUGGAUCGCUUUUCUCUCUUGGUCAAUCAGUUUCUAUCCCCAAGUCAUCUUAAAUUUUCGUCGAAAAAGUGUUGUUGGGUUGAACUUUGAUUUUAUGGUGCUAAACGUAACAAAGCACACCUCUUAUCUCAUCUACAACGCUACUCUAUACUUUAGCUCCACUGUCCAAAGACAGUAUUUCGAGAAGUAUGGCUUCGGACAGAUGAUACCGGUAGCAGCUAAUGAUGUGGCUUUCUCUGUACAUGUUACACUAUUAACAAUAUAUCUCUUAUUCCAAAUAUCAAUCUAUGAAAAAGGAGACCAAACCAUCUCUAAGAUUACUAUCCUAAUUAUCGCUGCUGUGUGGUUAUUUGCUGGAGUUUGCUUUUUUAUUGCUCUCCAAACCAAUUCUUGGCUGUGGUUGAUCUCUAUAUUCAACAUGAUCCAAGUUUUUAUGACAACCAUUAAAUAUACUCCUCAGGUAUUCAUGAACUUCAAGAGGAAAAGCACUGAGGGAUUCAGUAUUGGUUAUAUUCUAUGUGAUUUUUCUGGUGGACUUGCAAACUAUGCCCAAAUGACUGUACAGUCUUUAGAUCAAAAUUCUUGGAUAAACUUCUCUGGAAAUAUGGGGAAGGUACUUCUGUCCUUGAUAUCUAUGUUCUUUGACGUUAUAUUCAUGUGCCAACAUUUUCUGCUCUAUUCUACCCGAAAAGUGAAACUCCAUUCUGAAACCAGCAUUGGAAAAGAACCACUUCUUAUCAAGUCUUGUGAUUACCCAGAGUUGGAAAAUGUUUGAGGAGAAUCUGCAUUGGAUCUUUAUGUUGUAUAAAAAAGGAAAAGCUCCUCUUUUUGGAGUACUCAAAAGUUGUAGAUGUUACCAUUGAAAAGUUGUACAUGUUACAAUAUUGGAAGACUAAAAUCUGCUGUCUCAAGUUGCUGUGAUCUCAUUCACCAAAAGAUUGAAUUGUUGAUCUUAGUUGCGGUCUCGUCAACUAAAAAAGUUGAUAGCUCAGCUAGAAAAACAUCUCACUCAGUAAGAGUUGUUCAUAUUUAGUGAAUGAAGGAGCAAUUUGAUACAGCAGAUUUCAGUCCCAACAAUGGGAGCGAACAAUGUGUAUAUUUUGCCAUUUUUUUAAACAUUCUAUUGUGUUGUAAACAUUCUAUUGUAAUCCCACUAGUAUCUUUGUUUUGUAGAUAUUUGGGGGUGCUUUAAUUGUGUACAUUUGAUUUGAAACUCUGUUUCUGCAUAAAUAAAGACAGUUUGAAUCAA